CAGUCAGAAGUGUUUCGAUCAGAUGUUGCUCAAGCAGCUGCAAUAGCGGCAACCAACAGUCAGCUGUCAGCCAUGGCCGCCCAGUGUUUCGGGAACGAUACGGCGACACUGGCCAACGCAGCAGCCGCAGCUGCGCAGCCAAACCCACUUUUCUAUGGAGCUAGUCCUUUCGGCUUAUCACAGUUAGUUGCUGUUUUUGAUCUUGAAAGCACAGAGUUGGUGCAAGAAGGCACUCUAGCAGGGAUGGAAGAGGACUGCUUAUAA
Gongylonema pulchrum is the source of this 264-nucleotide messenger RNA. The record is from the annotation of a GenBank genome assembly. Lineage: Eukaryota; Metazoa; Nematoda; Chromadorea; Rhabditida; Gongylonematidae.